UAUAUGCGCGUUUGUCGAGUUGACCGUUUGUUGUUGUGCAUAAAACGUGCGCGAAGCGACGCACUUGUCUGCGCCGCCGUCGAACCCGUGUACGCCUCCUCGCCGUGUAAUUCGAUGCCAUUAUUGCACGAUAAAUGUUGUGUUUUAUAAUUUUUUUAUAAAUUCAAAUUUCGCGUGAUAAACAUUUUUUUUUUCUCUCGUCUAUUAUCAGCUGUACGUCCGCGUCGUCCGAGUGUCGUGUAGUGGUUGUUGCGCGUAGUAGUGCGAAAUCCGCUGGCCGGUGUUAUCUCGUUUCGUGUGUUAUUGUGUUAUUAUUAUCACACGUACGCGCAGUGUGUUUGCUCGCUGCUGAUAGUAGAUCGGACCCGGUGUGCCGUUGAAGUUUUAUUUACACACACACACGUGAACGCAUAACGAUAAUAAAUACAUAAUACGCGUGUAUAGUAUUAUUAUUGUAUUUUAUUGUAAAACGCGUAACAUAAUUUAUAUUAUUUAUUGAUAAAAAAAAAAGAGCGUUAUCGCGGCGUGAACCAUAUUUACUUGUAUGUACGCGGAGAAGAUUGUACGCGACGGGGGGAAAAAAAAAAAAACGUGACAUACGCAUGGUGUGUGUGUGUGUAUAUAUAUAUAUAUAUACGGUACAUACAUACAUUAUAUACAUAUAAAUACGCCGUAACAAUAAUACUAUAUACCCGACACCGCUACGCGUGUAUAUAUGUAUAUUGUAUUCUGGUAUUCAUUCAUUAGAAAAAUAAACCCGAGUGCAUAAAUACGGCAUAUUAUUAUUAUUAUAACAAACAUCGAUUUCGUCGGACGGGUCGGUCGUGUCACGUCGUCGUCGUCGUCGCUGCUGCCGCCGUCGCCGCCGCCGCCGUCGUUCUCGUCAUCGUCGUCGUCGUCAAUUCGUCAUCGUCGCAGUCGUCCACCGUCGUGCACACAUCCAGCGUUGUCCGUCCUCGUACAACCGGUACUCGCUCGCCGUGUACAACCGCAGUACCUACCGUGAUAAUAGUAGUGGUACAACCUAUUAUAGUGUACACGGUACAUCGUGCGAUCGCAUAACAUAUUAUUGUACAUUACACGCGCACGUAAUAAACAAUAAUAUCAAUAAAAUACACAGUGGAUAUUUCACACCCCGAACAAUUAAUACUCGAUAUAAUAUUAUUAUUGUUAUAAUAAGUGUAACGUAAUUGAUAUUUACGGGCACAAACGAACGAAACCCCACACGCACACACACGCGCGCCCGCGUACGACGAAUCGGGUUUUUCCGUUAUGAUAUUCGGCCGUGUUGUUUUGAUCGCAUCGGCGGGCCCCGGUGUCAAUGACCUUUUCGCCGCUGCCGCGGUGCGUUUCGUGUUGACAACUAUGGCGGAGCAACGCGCGUCCCGCGUGCAUUUUUCCGGUAAACGCAACGUCCUCCGCAGUGUUUUGAAAAUUUUUUUAAAAAAAUGUGUUUUCGCAUAACAACUUAACAACAAUAACACUAAACGCUAUAAUAUAUAUAUAUAAUAAUAAUAAUAACAAUAAUAUUAUUAUUAUAAUAACAACAACAACAACAACACUCGAAAGCGUUGUUGUUAUACUUGCAACAUUAUUGUAAUAUAUUGUUAUUAUCGUCGCCGUCGUCUCCCGUAUACCUAGUAUACAUGUCUCGUCGUCGUCGUACUAAUACUGCUACUUAUUAUUGUUAUUACACCGCCGCAGCAUCAGCUACUACGUGCUAUAAUAAUAACGACGACGACAAUAAUAAUAAUAAUAAUAAUAAUAAUAUUGUGAUAUCGCGGAAACGAGUUCAGCAGAUAAUAUACAAAUUCGCGUACGACUACCGCGCAGUAACAACAACAAUAAUAUUAUUAUAUUUUCGUACUCCGCCGCGGCUGUUCGAGUGUUUUACUUCAUUUGUUAACAAAAACAAGUGUGCGUUCGCGACCCGCCGCCACAGUAUUCUAAUUCCAACGGAUAAGUGCGUCACAACACUACCAUUAAUAAGUAAGUCCCUAGUUUUUGUUGUAAGAUAAUGUAUAGGUACAGUUCAUGCGAGCCUAAUGUGUCUAUUUUUUUUUUUUUUGUCGUCCUUGGUUAAUUCAAUAUUAUAAAAUCAAUAAUAAAUAGUAAUAAUGUCGUAAAGAUAUUGUGUACCGAAUAUGGUCGAAUAAUAAUAUAAUUUAAGGGUGUUGCAUAAUCGUCGGGUCAAAAAAAAAAACAGAUUAGCACGUACUCGUGAUUAAUAAUGUAAACAAAUUGAAAUGAAACAUAUUAUUACAAGGAUUCUUAAGUCUAAAAAAAUAUUAUUUUACGUCCACACAAUGUUUUGAUAAGUAGAAUUAUCAGUAGAUACUGAUUAUCAAUAGGUAUCUAUACAAUGUUAUUAUUUACUUCUUAUUAUUGAUAUUUUACUAUUUUAUUGACUGAAUGCCCUAAUAGUCAAAAUAUAAAUUAAAUAUUGAUUGUCGACAAAUUGUACAUUUACAUAUUUUAUAUAUAUAUAUAUAUAUAUUUUUAAAACAUCUAAUAAUAUUUUGUUGGUGAGCAGUAGAUAAUAGUUUUAUUUUAUUUGUCUUGUUUUGAUCUGAUUUUGAAUGUGUGCAUAAGUAAUUGUAGAUUUGUAGCAAUAUUAGGUUUAUCCACAUUUCUGUUUAUUGCAUUUAUUUGUACCUCACCUGAGCUUGCAGUAAGUCUUAAAGAUCAGUCAAGUGGUAUUAACUAUAAUUGAUUAUUAGGUAACAAAUAGUACAUAGUAUUUCUUAAGAGCUUUUUGGUAUGUAGGCCACUUACAAUUUGUUUGCAUCACAACCAAUGUAUACUACUUAGUUUUGUUAUUGUGAACUUGUCUUAUUUUAUAGGCGAUUUAAGAAAUGAUUUAAUUAAUAUGUAUAUAGGUAAUCAAAGAAUACUAUUAUAAUGUUGUUGUUUUUUUAUUUUAAAAUAAUUUAAAGGUGGUUAUGUUGUAUGAUCAGGUUGGAUAGAAUUAGAAAUGAGUAGGUAUAGAAGAAGUAGGUAGGUCAAGGAAAAAGUGGCUAAAGUUUUGUGUGUAGUAUAGAUGAAGUAAUGGUUAUGGGUAAGGAAAUAUGGAGGUCGAUAAUUAUAAAUUAGUACCUAGAUUUAGUUGACUCUCCUUUGUUGGAUAGUAAUAAAUGCAAUGCAAUUAUUAUGUACCAAUCAAUACCUGUUAUAUAAAAGGCUGCAAUUUUAAAAUUGUAAUACAGUUGUACAAUUGUGGUAUGAUCAUUCUAAGAGUUAUUAUACAGUUUUGGAAUGUUUGUUAAUAGAUACAAGUUAAUAUAGAUAAAAUUUCCUGUGGCUUUAUCUCUGGUUUUGAUACUGUUCCUCCCUGUCUUAGAUCAUACACAUUAUGUACCUAUAUGUAAUAGUACAUGAUCUAAACUCUUAAUUCACCUUCCUUCAUCUGUGAUGACAUUGGCAAUGGUGUCAUUGAUACUAUCUAAUCCACCAAACUCAAUCUCUUCAACUGAUUCAUGAACAAUGUCAUUGAUAAAGCUCUGGAUAAAGCUAUCUUAGAUGUCACCAGUGUCAACGAGGAUGAACAUAUGGAAUUCCAAAAUAGUCGGAAUUAUCAUUUAUGUAUGGGUUGAUAAAAUGUUGUUAAAAAGCAAAUUCAAAAUAAAUGUGCCUGUUGAGGAGUAAGUACAAACAAAAAAAAACUUUAUUUGAAAUCGGUACCUAUCUCCUUAUUAAUAAUAAUAAAAGUAUUUUAUAGGUUUCAAUGGAAAUCAUUUUUUUUAAAUAUUUUACAGCUACAUUACUGUUAUUUUGCUAGGUACAGUAAACAUAUUUCUCUAGGGUUUGUUUAACAAAUAUUUUGAUAAAUUUACUUACACACAUACUAACCAAAUUGAAUAAUAAUAAUAAUAAAAACAAAAAUAGGAAUAGUUUAUAAAAUAACUAACUACCUAAAUAUUAGUGUGACAGAUGCUAAAAAUUAAUUUCUUAUUUGUGAAUAAAAUGCUGCAUAAGGUAUAAUAUGUUAUUUAUUUUUAUUUGAGUAGAUAUAUAUCUAUUAACCCAAUAGUACAUAAUUACAACAAUUUAUUUAAGUAUUUAGAAUAUAACUACCUAAAUGGAAAACCAUAUUCAAAAUUGAUGAACAUGAUAUUUAUAGUAUUUACUUGAUUAGAUUAAAACUUAUUUUUGUCUGUUUGGUUGUAUUGCAGCAUUAUAGUUAUUACAGUAAAAUAUAAGUAAUAUAUAGAUAGGUAUUAAGGAAAUUGAAAAUUGUCCAUGAGUCCCAUAGGGAGUAUUUUCUGUUGAAUAAUUUAGCACAUUAUUGUUACUAUAGGUUCAGCAUAUUAAGGACUAACGUUUAACUAUAAAUAAUUUGGAAAAUAUGGAAAAAAAACAUUAGUAUUAUGUUUGCUGGAGAAUCUUAUUGUUGAAGUGGUGACUUAGAAAGUGAAUUUUUAAUUAGGAUUGCUUUUGAAAGAUAAUUGAAUGUCUUAUUGUUUCAUUUAACUCUGAAUAAAAAUAAUUAUUAAACUUGAGUCUUAAUGAAUUUUAAUAUAGAUUCAAUUUUAUAAGAUUUGCUGAAUAUUCUAAGAAUACUACUCUUAGAAAAAAAAAAUGCAAAUAGAUAAGUACCUAUUAUAAGAUGAAAUAUUUUUCACAGACUCAACUUAUUUGCUAUUAUAUUAUUGUAGGUACAGAUAUUAAUUUUUUUGUAUCUGGUUUACAGUUACCCAUUUUCCACUUCAACUGAGCAUUUGAAUUUCCUUAAAAUCCCUAUAUGAGGUAACUCCCGUAUCUUCCUUUAAUUUUCCUUUGAACAAGUUACACGGCCGUCCUGUGGUUUCAUUUCUUGGUCAUACCGACUAGAAUGAUAUUGUGUCAAUCUUCUGGAUUGGUAUAUUAUUAUUUGUCCAAUUAUUUCCAUACAUGUAUUCUAAUAUUUUCAUAAAAUUGCUUUUUUCUCCAUCACUAAUAUUGGCACUUUCCCAUUAGUCCUUCUCUCCAUCCAUUUCCUGUAAUUGCUAUAUUUUCAUAGCUCUUAAUUUUUUCUCUUCACUUUUAUUAACAAUCCAUGUCUCACAUUCAUAAGUCACAAUAACUCAAACCUUUUUUAUGGAGCGAGGAACAGUUCUGGGAGAGGUCUGGACAUUCCAUCUCAAAUAAAUAUCACUAAACUUAGACAUUUUUGAAAUAAGAUAAAUCACACACAAUACUUAAUAUAGAUACCUACCCAAUAAAUUAAAUAUAAAUUUGUUCAAAACACCAAGAAAAAAAGAAAGUUAUAUAGGUGGAAUGGUUGGGUACUUAGUUCUCUAUAAUUCAGUUCACUCAUCCAAUUCAAAUUUAACAAACAAUUUUUUUGUUGUUUUUCCGGUUUUUCAACUUUUUAAACCUUUUUUAUGUACAAAUCUGUCUUCUGAAUGAAAAAAAAAAAAUACAGGAAGUUUAUAGCUUGUAAAUUUAUCACCUGACAUGUAAUAGUUAAACCAAAGUUAAUUAGUUGUUUCUUUUUGUGUUUAAUCUAUAGAUUUAUUUAUGUUUUACUACUUCAAAAAUUAAAUGCAUUAACAAUUAAACAAAUCCGAAGACUUGAAAAUAAAAACGAAAUAAUACCUAUCUCUUUAAUCUUAUUUAGGUAUUUAAUUAUUCAUUUUUUGGAAUACAUUGAUUUUAAUUGAUAAACUUAAACUUACCUAGCAUUUUAAACAUUAUUAAUGAGGCGAGGCUUGAACUUAUUAUUAUUUUUAAUAAAAUUGAUCAAUUUUCUUUGGAUUUAUGCCCUUAAUUAUUCUAAUAUAAAUAUUAUUUUAACACAAAUGUCAUUUUUGUUUUAAAAACCUCUUUUGUGAAAAUUUAGAGUUUCAAUAUUUAAUUCGUAAAAAAUACCUAAUUCAUUAUUUAAUAUUAAUUAUGGUGAAGUCACCACCUAUAGUCCAUCUUAAGAAUUUUUUCUAUUAAUAUUUCAUUUGAUCUAUUUAAUCUUUUAUAAUUAUUGAAAAAAAUUAAAACUAAACCAUAAAUACACAAGUUUACAAAUAGUUACUAAGUUCAAAUUUCAAAGUCUGAAGAACAUUAUUGAAUGAAAAAUUAGUAUUAACAUUUUAAAAUUUCAUUUUCUCAUUUUAUGGCCAUUUUAUGUUAUCUAUUGUUUUGUAAUAAUUGAUAUUACCAAGUAAAUUCAUUAUUGUAAAUGGAUACAACAAUAAUCAAAUGGCUUGUCAACUUACAAAAUUAUACUAUUUAGGAAUAAAAUAAAAUUUGAGUGGGCAAACCAGGGAUAAUGGCCAUAAUGUCAUAACAUAACCCAACUAUUCUUAAUAUUAAAUACAUUUUCAAAAGAUAGUUAAAUAUGAAAAACCUAUACAAAUAAAUGAAGCAAUUUUUCAAAUUUAAAUUUAGUACAUUCAUGUGAUACUAUAAUUUAAAAUAAUAAUAUACCUAUCGGUGUCUGAGUCUGGCACAUACAAUUUUUAUAUUUUAUUACUCAUGGAAAUUCAAGAAUUUUCAUUGAAACCAAGCAUAUAUUUUGUUGGUUUCAAAGAAUAUAUGUUUUUAUUAUAAUUUAUCUAUUUAUAUAAAUUUAGAUUUAAUCUAUUAUUUUUUUUAUUAAGAUCUAUUUAUCUAUAUAAAACUCAGGUUCAUGACUAUUGAGUUGUAAAUAAAUACCUUACGAGUAGUUAAAAUGUAUUGUAUGCCACAACAUAUUAACAGCAUAUUUAGUUCAUUACCAACAAAAAUGGUAAAAUUUAAAUCCUGUUUAUUUUUAACAGAAACUUAUUGUAUUUUAACCAAUCUUAUUGCAUUCCACAGAGGAUAUAUAAAACCACUAGCAUAUAUUAUAUUUAUUUUUUUUAUUUAUCGAGCUUGUUUUAUUUGGUCAAAAAUAAUGAGUAACUUAUAUAAACAUACUAAUAAUAAUAAUUAUUAUUUAUAAUUGUUUAUAAUAUUUUUCAGAUUUACUAUGUAAAAACAUUGUAUUAUAAUGUGUGGUGAGUUUGACGAAAUACGCUGUUUACGUGACAGCUGCCCUGGCGUGGGUGGAUGUCGACUAUGUGGGAAUUUUUCUUCCAAUAUAUACCAUGAACAUUACAACUAUUCAAGACCUUUAACUCUAAACAAAUUUUCCAAAGUAUCACCAAAACGUUACCGAAAAUCAUGGUUGUUAACAUCAAAAUCUGUGUGGAAGUCUGAUUUUCUUUGUAUAGCCCUAUGGUGUGUUGUUAUACUUAUUGUUAGUCAAGCUUCCGCAGAACAGUAUCAUACACAGAUUACGUCUACACAAUCAACUACUAAUUUUAGUGAACCCAACAUUAUACAUACGAGAAGUAAGUUUAAUUUAAUUAGAGUUAUUAUAAUUGUUUAGUUAUUUUACUUAAAAUAAUAUUAAUUUAUUUAUAUUUUUGUAGUAUGUCAAAGUAAAGACAUUAGAAAUAAAGCAGAGAAUCUAAAAAGUCUACGUGGUUGCAGAGUAAUUGAAGGAUUUCUUCAAAUAGUUUUAAUUGAUAAUGCAAAUGAAACGAGUUUUGAGUCGCAAUCAUUUCCUGAAUUACGUGAAAUUACUGGUUAUUUGUUAUUGUAUAGAGUAAAUGGAUUAAAGUCACUUGCAAAACUUUUCCCUAACUUGUCAGUAAUUCGAGGACAAGAUUUAUUUAUGUCAUAUGCCAUUGCAAUUUAUGAAAUGGUUCAUUUGGAAGAAUUGGGAUUAUACAAUUUAAUGAAUAUUGUUAGAGGCGCUGUUUACAUUACUAAGAAUCCAAUGCUUUGUUUUACACAAACUAUUGACUGGAUACGAAUUGCACCAUCUGGAAAAGAAUCGCACAAUAUCUAUGUAAAUAUUUGACUUUACUAUAAAAAUGUAUACAAAUAGAUAUUUCAAAUGUUAAUCAUUUUUAUAUAUAUUUAUAAUUUUUGUUACCAGGAUAAUCGUCCUGGAAAUGCAUGUCCUGUUUGUCCUUGGAAAAAUGAUGCAAAUUGUGCUGUUUCCCACAAUACUAAUGAACCUCUAUGUUGGAAUACUGAUCAUUGUCAAAGAAGUGAAUAAUGCCAGUUUUUUUUUCUUCAUGAGUUAAAUAUUUGUAAAAUUUUAUAAAUUAUAAAUUAUUUUUAGUUUGUUUGCCGGAAUGUGGUAAUAAUAGUUGUCGUCCGGAUGGAGAAUGUUGUCAUGAACAGUGUCUUGGAGAUUGUAAUGGUCCUAAGCAAAAUGAUUGUUAUGUUUGUAAAUAUUUAGAAGAUGAUGGAGAUUGUGUGAAAGAAUGUCCACCUGGUACAUUGAUAGUAAGUCACAAAAAUACUAACCAAAAGAGUUAUAUAUAAUUAAUGUUUUUAUUUUGUAGUAUCAAAAUAGGCGUUGUGUUUCGGAAUUUGACUGUUAUCGUAUGCCAAAAUCAAGAGUAGACUCACAAAAUGGAUUACAUUUACAAUCAUGGAAACCAUUUAAUAAUACAUAUUGUUUAGUGGAAUGUCCUCCUGGUUUUGAAGAAGUUCCAACUGAUAAUAGUUAUGGAAAUGUUUUUAAAUGUGAAAAAUGUUCAGGUAAAUUUAUUACUUGUAUAAUAUUAAUUUAAAAGUAGAUAUAAUAAUACAUUGGUUUUUUGAUAUAUAUGUAGGACCAUGCCGUAAAGUGUGCAUUGCAGCAAAUGUAGAAAGUAUACAGUCGGCACAGAAAUUAAAAGGAUGUGUUAUUAUUAAUGGAUCAUUGGAAAUACAAAUACGUGGUGGUAGUAAGUAAAAAUAAAAUGUGUAUCAACAUACAUGAUCAAGUUUAUUGCUUUUAGAGUUAUCAUUGAAUUAAUAUUGAAUUUUCUAAUUUGGUUUAGUGUGUUCACCAUUUCGAUUGUUACAGGCUGAUCUAUCUUGGAGCCUAUUAGUGUAAAGCUUUCUAAAACACGUUUUUUUACUUGUGGCUCUGGUAGGCUUGAUAUCAUAGAUACACUGGGAAUGUUAGGGCAUGUCAAAGUUCAAUAUGGUACUAUGUGACCUUACUCUGAAAUUAUAUUUUUGACACUGCUUGGCAGAAAUUUUUGCGAGUUGAUUUUUUAUUAUCAUUUUACUUUUUCUUAGUUAUCACAAAUUAUAUAAUACUUAAAUAUGUUUAAUUUAUAAUUAUUGCUUUAUCCUGUGUUACCCUAGUUAUUGUUAUAUUUCGUUAUUUUCAUUUGUAAAAUGUGAUCAAACUAUGUGGAUGAUGUUUAUCUAGAAUUUUUUUUAAGAUAUAAAGGAGGUGUAUUUUUAUUUUUAUAAUAACAGUGCAUCUAAUGUAACUUAACAAUGUUUUCAAUAUUCGUCAAACUACUAUUAUUAACAUAAAUCUAGGGUUACCAAAAAGGUCAUCAUUUUGUAUGAAAUUUUAAUUCAAUGUUUAUAUUAUUACAUUAAAUAGGUAAUCAUACAGAUCAUUUUAAAAUAAUAAAUUGAUUAUAAGUAUAAAAUAAUGAAAACAAAUUAAAUAUUUCUAUUAAAGUUAUAUUAAGGUACAUUUAUAUUUAGAGGUAUUUUUUAAAGCAUUUAAUUCAUUUUUAUUAAAAUGUAUUAAAUGAAAACACAAACUAUUCAUACAGCUGAAAACAUGUUCAACAAAUGUAUUAAUAUUGUUUAGUGGUGUUAAAGAUAUUUAUAUCAAUCUCUUGUUCAUUGGCAAAAUAUUCCUAAACUGGUAGAUUAGUGGAGCAUUAUUUGUGUAAUGGUGCAGCUUUCGAAAAAUCUUACACAACUUUCCACUUACCUAAAAAAACUGCAUACUUAUUUCAUCUGUUUGAUAGAAAUUAAAAAUGCUAACACCAGAAUUUAUUUUAACUAAAAUUUCAUUCAUUGAAAUUUUUUUUUAUGCAUUGUUAUUUGAAAAUCAAAAGUUGGUAAUAGUCUUCUACAAUUAGGAUGACAAAAAAUUAUGUUCAUGAAAUAUUUUAGAGCUGUUUGUUUUGUAAUUGUUCUAAACAACAAAUUCUAAAAAAAGUUAAUAUUUUCAAGAUAAUGAACAUAUAUAUUAAUAUUUAUUUUUUUUUUUUAUUAAUAAUUAUAGCCAAAUUUGCAGUAAACUUUAGCUCCUUAAACUUGAUCAUGGAUGUUGAAUAGUUUUUCAAAACAUCAAAAAAUUAAUGAAAUGUUAAAUAAUAACUUAAAAUAUUAAUUUUAUUAUUUAUGUAUUUGUAUUUAUUUAUGUUCAUGUUUUAGUGAAUAUAGUCAAAGAAUUAGAAGAAAGUUUAAGUAUGAUUGAAGAAAUUACUGGCUAUUUGAAAGUAGUUAGAUCAUUUCCAUUAGUAUCAUUAACAUUCUUAAGAAAAUUACAUGUCAUUAGAGGAGAAACAUUAGAAAGUUCUAAGUAAAUAUCUUAUAAAAUAUAUAAAAUAUUUUUCAUGUAUGCACUAUUUAUUUAAAAUAAAUGUAUAUUUUUUUAUAUUUAUUAAGGUAUGCAUUAGUUGUAUUAGAUAAUCAAAAUUUAGUUGAAUUAUGGGAUUGGAAUACUCGAAAGCCUGAUGGUGAAUUACAAAUUGAAAGAGGACAGAUAUUUUUUCACUUCAAUCCAAAACUUUGUAUAUAUAGAAUAAAACAAUUACAAACAAAAUUAGGUGAUAGAUUUAAAGUAGUUGAUGAUUUAGAAGUGGCACCAAAUUCCAAUGGCGAUAAAAUAGCAUGUGAGAAUAAAUAUAAUAUUUAAAAAAAAAAAAAAUUAUUUUUAUUUUUUAUUGAUAUAUUAUUUUCCAGGUAAAGUCUCAGUACUUAAUGUUUCUACAGAAGUUAUUAAAUCAAAUUCUGUUAUUUUAAAGUGGUCACCUUAUUCUCAUUAUGAUACUCGUACAUUGUUAGGAUAUGUAAUUUAUUAUUUAGAAGCCCCAUAUCAAAAUGUUUCUUUAUAUGACGGCCGAGAUGCUUGUGGAGGAGAUGGGUAAAUUUUAAUUUCAUAUGAUGUAAAUUUAUACUUUUUAAUUGUAAUUUAAUAAAUUAUAUGCCUAGAUGGAAGACUGAUGAUGUUGAAUCAACAGAAACUGUAUCUGAUUUAGUUGCACUUCUGACAGGUUUAAAACCAUACACACAGUAUGCAUAUUAUGUAAAAACAUAUACAAUGGCUUCAGAAUCUAAUGGUGCUCAAAGUGAAAUAAAUUACUUUCGCACAAUGCCAGGAAGUAUGUUUUUUUUUGUUUAAUAUAUUUUCAUACAUUCUAAAUAUUGUACUAUGUUUCUUACAGCUCCCAGUGCUCCACAAUUUCUUCAUGUGGUAUCUGAAACCUCUGAUAGUAUAACCAUUGAAUGGUUGCCUCCAGUUGAGCCCAAUGGUAAAAUUGUUGGCUAUAGAAUUAUAUAUUCAUCAAAUAACAUAUCUUGGGAUUCUUUACUGAAAAGGGAUUAUUGUCAGAAUAGUAAGUUUAAAUUAUUUAAUCAUUACUAUUUCUGUCAUAAAUUUAAUUUUUAUAUUAAUAUUAACUUAUUUUUCAGGCGUUGAUAUUAAAGAUUUGUCUGAAACUUAUACUGUCAGUAAAAAAGACAUAUUUUAUUUUGAUAAUGAUAAGAAAGAAAAUUGUAACUGUACAGUUCAGCCAGAAAAAAAACAAUCUAAAAUUAAAAAUGAGCAACAAAUCCAAACUAUGAUUGAAUUUGAAAAUAACUUACAAAAUAUUGUAUUUAUUAAGGCGUAUGUUGAGUCAGCUAUACUAUUUUUAGUUUUAACAUAUUUUUCAAAUUAUUUAAUAUCAAUUUGUUUUAGUGUUUCUAAAAAUGAUUCUCCUUCACCUAAGAAAAAACGCCAAGUGCAGAGUUAUGAUCCAAAUAUUAUAGAGUUUCCGAAUAGUACAAAUAAAGCUAAUCAACUAAAUGACAAUCAAGAAGAAAAUCGUACGUACAAUUUAAUAAUAAAUGUAUAUUUUAGAUUCUGAGCAAAGCGAGGAAUGUAUUGGUUUUACAAUGAUGUUUAUUUUUAUUUAUUUCUUUCUGUGAAAAACUUUUCUACCAGCAAUUUUGCUUCGAUUUUCAAGUGUAGCACUUUUUCUGAAAGGAAAUUUAUUCUUGUGGUACAUUAGGGAGGUCAUUUUUUCAGUUGUUUUUAUAAUAAAUGGAAAAACAAAAUAAUUUAUGAAAUGCAUUGUUUUCAAUUUUUUGUUUUGUUUUGAUUCAUUUAAAAAUAUUUGUAGAAAUUAUUGUAGUUUGUACAGAAAACUUAUAUUUGCCUUUUCUAGACCUGGUAAAAUGUUCAAAACGUAGCCAUGUUUGAGCUGAUUAUAGACAUUUUAAUUUUACACGGUUUUUUUUAUGUAAUUUUUGUUUGGUAGGUACUCUAUGGAUAAAAUUGUUAUAUCAAAUUGAAAUUCUGGAAAAUUUAAUAGAAAGUUCAUUAUAAAUCAUACUUAUUUGUCAUAAAAAAAAAAAAAAUGAGUUUAAUGUUUUAUUUUCUUUAUACAAGAAUUCUAUUAUCAAAUUUUAGUGAAAUUUGUCAAUAUUACAAAGCAACACUAUUAACUAAAAUCCACUCAGAAUCGUUUUUUGUUAGCAAUGUUUAAUCAUUGCGUACAUAUAUACAUUAAAUAUUCCCUCUACCUUUCCAACUUCUCACCUACAAUAGUGCACCUAUCGUGCAAAUUAUGUAUAAUUUUUUAGUUUAAAUUAAAUACAAAUUAAUAAAGUGAAUGUUAAAGAUGAUUUAAAACUUAUAAUAUUAUGUUUAAUACCAAAUUAAAAAUGAAUCUAGCUACAAAAGACACAUUGAAACUUGAAUGACCAAUGAAAAAUAGUUUUUUUGUACAUUAUAGUUACUACUUUAUUUUUAUUCCUCCAUUUUUAAUGACAUGGAAAUUAAAUUUCUUAAUCUUCUAUUAAUUUUCUUCUGUAAUAAACAAUGUUAUAAAAUAUUAUUAUCUAUGUUUAAAUAAUUUAUACUGAAAAUGCCAGAGAAUAUUUUCAGUUUACCUUUAAGUCCUUAUUAAACUCAAAAGGUUAGGUUUUAUAUUUUUUUUAAAUUUUGAACCAGUUCAAAUAUUGUGGUAUUUUAGUGUUUAGUUUAAAAUGUGACUGAUAAUUCAAUUUAUCAUUAAUAUUUGUAUAAUAUAUGUACAGGGUAAUUCAUAAGUUAUGUUACAGCUAUUUUAUCAUGUAAAUAUUAUAAAUAAAGAAAAAUAUAUACCUGAUGAUCUAUUUAAAUGGGUACACUCAUUAUCUCAGAAAGUAUUUACUUUUUUCCGAAAUUUGAUUAUGAAACUUCAAAACAUAAUUUCUCAAGCUUUGAAUUUCAAUCUCCUAGAUUAAAUAAAUAAAAACAAUUACACAUUAUUUUUAAUGUUUAUAAAUCAAAAAACUUUUUACUGUUCACUUUUUAUUAUUUUAAAUAUUAACCUGAUAAAAUGGUUGUAACAAAAAUUUUGAAUCACACUGUAUACAUACAGUGAAAUCUGUCUUAAUGGACAAAAUAAUAAGGUCCAUGCCAGUGCCGUAAUAAGGUACUUUAAAUUAGUAUCUAGAUACAGAUAUAUUUGAUUCUAAAGUAUCUAGAUAUAGAUACAAGUAUCUUAAAAUAUAUUUAAGAAAACAGACAAUUUUGUUAUAAAUAUUUAAUUCAUUAAAAACAUAGAAUUACAAAAUUAUAACAAAACAAGUAGUGGGUACAUGAUUUGUAAUACACUCAUUGUCAGUUAUAAUAAUUAAUAUAUAGCAAUAUUAAAAUAUUGGUUAAUUAUUGGUAAAUAUAAAAUAAAUAAUGGAUAUUAACAACUUGUUAAUACACAAUAGUCAUACACUCAUACAUAAUAAUUUAUAAUAAUAAAGAAAUCAUAAAAUAAUAUAUAUCAACAAUAAAUUGUUGAUAUUUUUAUUUAAAAUAAAUUAUAUUUUAGAACUUAACAUUAUAUUUUUGUAUUUUGUUGAUACAAAAAAAGUAUCUAGGUAUAUUACAGCACUGGUCCCUGCAAAAUAAUAAGUAUUCUAAUGUAUUUUGACCUAUCUAUAAUGGACUCUUUCUAUUAUGGACAUAAAUAAUAAUAUUUUUCACCAAUACCUUAAUAACAGACAACUUGGUUCAAAAUCAAAUAUUUUGCAAAUGUAUACAGUGUACGUAUGUACAUAUCACGCAAUAGCAUUAACUAUUUCAAAAUACCGAGUAUGACAAAUUACAUGUUUGAUAAUAAGAAUAAAGAUAAUUGAAAGGAUGAAAAUAACCAAAAACGCGUAUCAAACUUAAAGAUUAUUCAGUGUGUAAAAAUUGCUUCGCUAUUAUAGUGUUGUAUAUUUUACUUAGUUCAUUUAAAUUUUACCUUUGCAAUGCCACCUCCAGUACCUGUGCAUUACAGACACCUGUCUAUAACAAACAUUUUCCAUGGUCUUAUAACUAUCCGUUAUAUAUAGGUUUCAUUGUAUAUAUAUACGAACAAUAUGAGGAAACAUAGUAGAUAAGAUUUUGUAUUGGAUCAAUGGUAAAUAAACUAAUACUCAAGUUAUUAGAAUUGAUUUAAUGUAUUCAGUAUUAAUAAGAUAGUUAUAACAAUAAGUUUUAACACAGGUAAUGCUAUUGGGUUAUAGUGCAUGGUGCUCGUCCAUACGGGUGAAUGAAUUCUUUGAAUCCAGCCACGCAAUGUCUGAUAUACCAACCGCAACAAUGUAUUAUUAUACAAUUAAUUUUUUUAUUUAUUUAUUUAUUUUUUUUUUAGGUGGUAAUUCAGUUUUUGUUGAUAGCAAUACAUUAACGUAUACACUGAAAGAAAAUUUAACUCAUUUUACUGAUUAUAAUAUUGAGUUAUAUGUUUGUCGAGAAGUUCAUAAAGAUGAAAAUAUAUCAGAUGGAAUUAGUCAUUGUAGUUUACAAAAAGCAAUGACUACAGCUAAAACAAGCAAAAAGGGUAAGAUAAAUGUAUUCAUGUAUAGAUUAAAUGUAUUUUAUUUAUUUAUACAAAUUAAAGCCUAUAAUGUUUUGACUAUAAUUUAUCACUGUUUUCAUUAUAAAAAUACGGUAUUAGAAAAAAAGAGCUCUGGAAAAAAAAGAUUAUUUAAUAUUUAAAAAACUGCAAUCAAAUAUUCUUACAACAACCGAUAUGGAUAAAUUGACUACAAAUAUACUAAAAUUAUUAUUUAAAAACCUAGAGUCCAAAUAUUCUUACAGCAUAUCAUUUUUUACUAUCCUGUAUAAGAUCUUUCAAGCAAUAAAUCGGAUAAAUAAGAUAAAUAUACAUAGGUAAAUAGAUUUCUAACAAAAGUAUACCUACAUCAUAAUAUCCUGUUUAGUAUGGUUUUUUCGUUCAUCAGUUAUUAUUUUUAUGUGAUGGAAGUUAAACCUAAACAAUUUUUUUUAAGAUUCCAAUAACUUUUUUCCCUUUGUCAGGCCUUAUUUUUCCUAAGUCUGGGCUUUUUUAUUCUCAAUUCCAAUAAUAUAGUUAUAGAUUUUAUAAUCUGCAAAUUAUUAAUAGGCACCAGAACUUGCAUGAGUGCAACAAUUCCAAAAGAUUAGGUUUAAAUAUGGAAAUAUGAACUAGGUUUAUUCACAGAAAAGAAAAUCUGUUGUUUAAAUAUUUAUUACAUUAAUGUAUUUUUAAUUCUGAGCAGAUUGAGAAAUCUACUGGUUUUUGAUGUGUGUUUUAUGUUAAUUAGACUUCAAACAGAAGGUUGUUCUAAUUAAAAACUAUAACUUUAUGGUAGUAAAUUGGAUUUAGUUCAUUGUAGAAAUCAUUUUUUUUAUAAAUUAUUUAUACUGUACUAGUAUGCUAACAGAAAUUCUUGAAAAUUUUAUAUGAGGUCGAACUUGAAGUUGAAAAAAGUAGACUAUAAUGUAUUUUUUUUAUAUAUAUAUACACGUUUAAAGUUUAAAUUUGAAUGAAAAUUUUAAAAAUCUUGUCAUUUUUUAUGUUAAUUUUUUCAAUUAACGUUAAUUAAAUUUUUUAACCAAGCCAAACUGUUUGAAAAUUUUAACAAAGAGUUUAUCUUAAAUUAUAUUUCAUGUUUCAAAAACUUGAGUGUAAUAUAGUGGUUUAUUUUAUAAGCUCUUAAUUUAAGUUGUUAAUAAAAAUCUUAAAAAUCACAGCUUUUUCAUACAUGUAAGUGAAAUUCAGUUAACUUCACUUAAAAACAGAUAAAGAUUGAAUCACUUUAUGUAUCCAAACUUCUCAAUUUCCCACCUACAGCAGUAAAUCACCCAUCAGCAUUAUUAUUUCUUGUUUUUAAGUUAAAGUUUUUAGUACUUUAAUAAAUGUCAAGUCAAUUUUAAUAAAUUUUUCGGUUGCUAUCUCAGAACAUAAAAUUAUUAUUCACUUCCUGGGUUAAAAAAUUUAAUUUGUUGUAAUAUUUAUACCACCAAAAUCAGUUGUGUAGUUGGUAUACAUACAGUGCAAUGAAAUGAAAUAUAAAAUGAAGAUUUGUAUUUUGUGCAAAUAGUGCAUCAAAUUGUAACCUUUCAUCAUAAACCAAAUUGAUCAAAUUUAAUAUGGAAAAUCACUUUCCAAUCAUUGAUAGGCUAAAAAAUCAAAAGUAACAAUACAAUUAUUUGUAUAUUCAUUGAUUUUUUUCAAAUUAAAUAUACUUUUCUUAAUUUAUUUUUAAUGUAUUAUAUUUUAUUUGAUAUUAGAAUCUGCGGAUAGAAUUGAUCCAUCAACAAUUUCAACAGAUCGUACAAAUAAUUCUAACCCUCUAUCAAUUAAGAUAAUCUGGAAAGAGCCAGAAGGUUCCAAUGGACCUAUUGUCAGCUAUCUGUUGGAGUAUAAAAAAGUUGGAGAUCAUGUAUGUUCAAAAAAUAAUAACAAUUUGUCUGUAAUUAAAUCAUUUCAGAAUGAAAAUAAAAAAUUUGUUUGUAUUUUACUUAUUUAAAUAGCUUAACCCACCAGUGGUUUGUAUAACCAGGCAACAGUUUCAACAAAAUGAUAACUCACAUUAUUUGUCAAAUGUAGCCCCUGGUAAUUAUAGCUUUCGGUUACGUGUUCAGUCUUUAGCUGGAUUUGGAGAAUUUACACAGUAUAAACAUUUUUUCAUUCCUGUAAGUUUAUAAAAUUAUAUUAUAAAUUAUUAUUUUGUUAAUUGCAACUAAUUAUGAUUUAAGGAUUUGCCUUCAAUUACUACUACUCAAUUAAUGUGUAUCAUCUUAAUGGUAGCUGGAAUUAUAUGUUCUGUGAUUAUUGUGUUAUUCCUAAUUUUACAUCAUUACUAUAAAAAGAAAUUGGCUUCACAAAGGUUAUUUGCUACCUGCAAUCCAGAUUAUAUCUCUUGUAAUGUGUAUGGUAAGUACUAAUAAAAAUUAUUAUCCAGUAUAGAACUGUAAAGAAUUAUAUAUUUUUUAUAUAUUAUAUAAAUAAAGUAUUAAUUAUUUUAUAAUUUUAAAAAAAACUUUUUUAUUUCCUCUAUUGGUACAUAUCUCGCUUCAUUUCCCAUCAAUUUUGGGUCGACCACAUUAAUUCUAACAUUCCACUUUAUUCGAUCUCCUGCAUCAUUUAUGAAUAAUAUAAAUACUGAAUCAAUAAUAAAUUUUACUAAUUUAUUGUAAUUUUAAUUAUUAAAAAGUCAUAUAUUUCUAUCAUUGUUUUCAAAUUUGAAUGUCAAUCCCUGUGGGAUAGAAUCCAAAUACUCUCACAGUACCUGUUGUAAGAGGCACAAAUAGGAUUGUGCCAGGUCGACAGUCAGUGUAAAGAAUUUGUCAAAUAGUUUGAAGAGUCCUAAACAAGAUUUUAAAAUUGUUUCAUUUUUGAUGUAUGGAGAAAAAAUAAAGACAAUAAUGUUUAAUAUAGAAUUAAGUGUGAUUAGAUUAAGUGGAAAGAGAAGUGUUAGGUGUUUUAUGUAAUAAGAGAAUUCUAGUGAUAUAUAACAGUAAGUUCCACAUUAGUGUGGUGAGACUAACUAUGUUGUAUAGUUUAGAAUGUUGGGCAGUAGAUAGCAAAUUAAUAUCAGAGAUGAGUAUACCUAGGUGGAUGAGUGAAGUAACAAGAGAAGAUAAGAAAUGAUUAAAUAAGAAGAAACAGAGAAAUUAGACUGAGAUGGUUUAGCGUGUUUUUAGAAGUGAAGAAUUAUAAACAGUCAAAAUAGUAUUCAAAUAAAUGUAAGAAGAAAUAUAGAGGAAGACUGAAAAAGAGGAGAUUGGAUGCAAUUCAGAAUUGUAUGAGGGCACUCAAGAUUCAUCAUCACAUUUUUGAAAUAUUAUAGAUAUUUCAUUUUUUAAUAAAUUUUAUUAAAUUAAAUUAAAUUUAGUUUUUAAUUAUUGUUCUGAUAUCUUGAUUAUUUGUCUUAAUGAAUUAGAUCUGAAGUAGUUAUAUGGCAUUGUUAAAAGAAGUUAGUAGUAGUUCUAACUACUACUAAUACUACUAUAAAUAAUUUGUAUUAUUCAAUGAUAUCCAAACCUAACUUAUAGAAUUUCUGCCAAUGUUUAUUAUAAUUUAUCAUUUUUUUAGAUUCCUAUGGCUACCGACCCGAUGAAUGGGAAAUUCCACGUAGUGAUGUUGAAGUCUUAGAACCAUUAGGUCGUGGCUCUUUUGGCAUGGUGUAUCGUGGCAAAUGGAAAAAAAAAGAUGAAAUAAUACCGUGUGCUAUUAAAACUGUUGCUGAAAAUAAUAAUAUGAUGGUUCGACAUGAUUUUCUAUCAGAAGCUAAUGUUAUGAAGUAAGUUUAAACUAACAAAAAUAUAUUAUUUAUUAAUUUUGAUUUUUAGAAUAAAUAUAUUAUAUUAUGUGACCUUACUUUAUUUCUGUACAUAUUGUUAAAGGGAAUUUUGUACUGCUCAUGUUGUUCGUCUUUAUGGUGUUGUGUCACAAGGUCAACCAGCAUUUGUUCUAAUGGAAUUAAUGCCUCAGGGUGAUCUUAAGACAUAUUUGCUCAAACAUAGACCAGAAAUGUCAACUGAUCCUUCUCUUAAACCUCCGACUUUAAAGGUAUUUGCUUUAAAAGCAUUUAUAAUUUGUUCUUUAUGUAAAUUAUUUGUUUAACAGGAUACUUUACGUAUGGCUAUUGAAAUUGCGGAUGGAAUGUCAUACCUUUCAUUCAAAAAAUAUGUUCAUAGAGAUUUAGCAGCUAGAAAUUGUAUGGUUUGUGAAAACAAUGUUGUUAAAGUCGGUGACUUUGGUCUUACAAGGGAUAUUUAUCAAACAGAUUAUUAUAGAAAAGGUAAAUAAUUAUUGUUUUUGAAUGUUUUGAUAAUUAAUGAAGUGUAGAUUUUGGUUCAGAUUCCGAAGGUAUGAUGCCAAUUCGAUGGAUGGCUCCAGAAAGUCUUCAAUCUGGUCUUUUCACUUGUUUUUCUGAUGUUUGGAGUUAUGGUGUUGUGCUAUGGGAAAUGGUGACUUUAGCAGCUCAACCAUAUAGGGUGAAUAUAAUAAUAUAUAAUAUUGUACAUUUCUAGCUUAUUUAUUUUUACUAUUAUUAAUGAAUACAAAUUUUCCUAGGGUGAAAGUGAUAAGAAUGUGAUAUUAUAUAUAAGUAGUGGUGGUAUUAUGGAAAAACCAGAUAAUUGUCCAGACAUUUUAUAUGAUUGUAUGAAGCUAUGUUGGCGUUUUAAAGCUUCAGAGCGCCCUACAUUUGCUGAAAUAGUGAAGAUGUUCUUGCCAUGUGCUCGGCCAGAGUUUGCAAAAUUAUCCUUUUAUCAUAACGAAUUACAAUCUGAAAUUCAAAGACAAGAUGCAUCUGAAAAUGGUAUCACAGAGACAGAGAUUUCAGAAAGAGAGCGUAAGCAAAUUGAACGAGACAAUAUAACUAAAGUAUUAGCAAAUCAAGCACAUUAUUGGGGAGGACCAUCUUUGCCCCUCGAGCGGUUGGCACCAAAAGCAAAUCUUGAAGAAGAUGAUGAUGAUGAUGAUGAUGAAGAAGACUCUGAUAAUGAGCUGCAUCAGACACACAUUGAAAACAUAGUGUGCAAGAGGCCACCUAAUGGAUAUAUGUCCGUACAUAAUGGUAAUGGUAUAAAUACCACUUUAUGCUGACCAUAAUUUUAUUUUUAUUUUUUUUUUUUUAAUAGAAUUAAUUUUUUAGAUCAAAAUUUCUUUUAUAUUGUGGUAUAUUUUGUUUUUAUAUUUAUAUAGUUCCUAAUUGUUGUGUCAAAUAUGCAGAGAUGGGUCUAUGUUAUAUAUACAGAAGUUAAUUUUACAUACAAUUCGUACAGUUUAUAUUUUUUAAAUAUUCAACAAUUUAUUCUGAAACUACAUAAAAUGAAGAAAAAUGUCUUAUUAAAAUAUUAAUAUAUUAUAAAUGUAAACAGUUUCAAAAUUUUAUAUUUUUAAAUUUAUUUCAAAUUAUGAGAAAUUCAAAUAAACCUGCACUAGUUUUUUUUCUAUUACAUUAAUGAUAUGGUUUAAAUUAAUUUAAGCCUUCAAACAAAUGUUUUUAAAACACAAACUUCUUUGGUAGGAGGAAGGAUUAUAUUUUUCUUUAAAUGUGUAUGUUUAUACUUAAGUAUGUACCGCAUAAACUUGUUUUAGUGAUUAUCAAUACUAAAUGAAUGCAAUAUUUAGAGUUCAAACAUGUAGUGCUAUUUUUUAAAAAUAUCUGAUUUAAAUUUAUCAUAUAAAAUAUAUUGCUCCUUACAGUACUGAAACUAUACAAGUUAUGUAUAAAUGAAAAAAUAAGUGGCUGAUUAUAUUGAAAUUUAAAAAAGUUAAAUUUUGUAUUAAUCCAUAUCACUCGUAGUAUUAAUUAAACAAUGUAAAAUGUUCAAAUCGUUACAUAUAAAAUACUAUUAUAAAUAUUUUCAUUUUUCUAUUUCACAUUUUUCAGAUAUCUAUACUAAUUAAUUUAAAAACAUUGUAUAUUAACUAAAUGCAUUUUUAUGUGAUUUCCUUCACUUUUAUACAUUAAAAUUGACUCAUUAUUCUUUUUUUUUUAUUAUUAUAAAGUAUAUUAACUUAAUGAAUUAUUGACUGUUUAACUUGAGUGGAAGUUAAAUUACUAUACAUUUUAAUCUUACACAUUUUCAGAAAAGCAAUUUAAAAAUAAUUUAAUUGAUUUUAAUAGAUAAAAUAUUUUUUGGGACCAUAAUCUUUUUUUUACAAAAUGUUAUUCAAUCAGAAAGUUGUCAUUUUAUUAAAUGGUUUUAAUUAUUUUUGUAGAUAUUAUUUUUCAAAAAAAAAUUAUCAUUUAAAUUUAUUCAUGAGUUUAGAGACCUAAAUUAAACCUAAAUGUCUCAUUUUAAGUUUUUGUAUAUUUGUCCAUAUAUGCUAUUUAAUAGAGGUACAGUAAAAUAUAUGGAUAUAAUAACAUACUCUCAAAUAUUAUAUUACAUUUUUACCUGUAAUUAUUUAUAUUUUGAAUAAUACUUUUAUAUAAAAUUUAAAUUUGAUUAACAUGCUUCAGUUUGUGUACUCACAAUUUAUAUUUUGGUUAUUAUGAAAUUGUUAUUUUUUUAUAUAUAUUGUAUAAAAAAUGUAAAAACAAAUUAUUUGUAUAAUAUAUCACCCAUCUCUGCAAUAUUUAUUUAACAUUUUGUUUUUUAAUUCCUGUGAGUUACUCACCACAUGGGUAAAAAUCAAAUUGAAAUUGCUCAAUGCCAAAGCCAGUGUAUUUUUUUUUUUUUCAAGUAUAGGUUUAGUUCCUUUUUUUCUUUUCUUUCCACAGGUGUGCAAUUUAAUAGUCUAUAGUUUUUUUAUUAUUAUUAUUAUAUAAAAACAUAUUCCUAUAAGACUGUCUUUUAUAAAUAAAACUACUUAUGUAGUUUCCAUAGUUCACAUAUAGUAAAGUUUAACCUUUGUUACCUGAAGUUUAGAUAUAAGUAAAAUAUAAUAUGUAUAAUUUUAAUUUUUAAGACACAUUUCUGGUUCAGUUCCAAUAUGAAAAAGGAAAAAAAUGAGAAUUAAAUAUGUAGGUAAUUUGGUUUUAUGUAUUAAUUUAACUUAGUUAAAAAAGUGUUUUUAUAUAUAUACUUUUAUUUUAUAUUUUUUAAUAUUCAGUGUAAAUAUGUUUUAUUUUGAUUGUAGAUAAAUUGUGUAAACUAACAUAUUUUUUUUGUAAAUUAUAUAUACAUACAGAGUGAUCAAUCAUGUUUUCUUGUGUUAACUAUUUAGGUUAGGUGGGAAACAUGGUGGCCCACACUGUAUAUAUAUUUAUAUAUAUAUAUAUAUAUGAUAUGACAAGUAGUAAUUGUGAAUCAAGACCAAAUUAUUUUGUCAUAAUUAUAGUAAUAAAUAUAUAAUUAAAAUUGUUCCUAAUUUCAAUUUGUAGAUUCUAAACAAAUUCUUAAUUCCAAAUAUAUUUUGUAAUAAUAUUAUCACGUUAAAAACAGUUGGUUGGGAAA
Cinara cedri is the source of this 22120-nucleotide messenger RNA. Lineage: Eukaryota; Metazoa; Arthropoda; Insecta; Hemiptera; Aphididae. The record is from the annotation of a GenBank genome assembly.